UACAGUCUGUCUGCUUACAGUGAUUUCUUGAUUUUGGCACGCGAAACGGGCUACACCACAGGCUGUUAUCAAACAGCCCCAGGUAGUUACCGGGUACCCUGAUACCCCGGGUACGUCGCGGAGUCCCUCGCCUUCGCCACUCGAUUCUUUCUCGCUCAGAAUAUAGCGAGUCUCCCUGUCUGUUCGGUUCGCACUCGCUAGCUGCGCUGUGGCGUCUCUCUUAUCCAGGCGCGGAGCACCGCGGGUCCCUGCGGCGUGUCGUAGGGCGCGGGCCACCGCCACCACCUCCAGGACGCCGUCAGACGGCGACGAGUCACCUACUCAGCUCGGCGGCAGUGACGGGGGACUUGGAUGGGCAGUCCUACUCGCCCACAUGUUCGUCCACGCCGUCCUAGUCAGCAGCUUCUCCAGUGCGGCCGGUCCGAGGAAGGUGGUCAAAGGGCCAUCGACGAAGACGAGGCUGUUGCCGAGCAUCCAAGAAUUGAGCGUCUGCACCGACAAGAAGCACGGCCUACACUCGGUGGCCAGCACCACAGUGCUGAGCGAGAACGGCGACGAGUUCAUGACAGUGAAGUUCAAGCUGACCUCGCCCACAAAGGUCUUCAGCUCGUCGAGCUCGAGUGCAAAAUUGGUUUUUCGGGGUGCAGUUUACUAUUCAAUGCUUACUUCCGUCCACGGUAUCGCAACGAUGCCGUUAGAACGUCAGAGAUCGGGGGGCGAAAAUUGGCUCCACGAAACAUCGUAAAUGGGCAUCGAACUUUGACAGCUCUUUCGCUUACUGGGUGGACCCAUGAAGCAACUUCCGGCUUCCAGUUCCGAGUGUUUAUCCACCGGUGCUCCAGCGCCGCGAAGGCCUCGUGCGAGUACUUCACCACGUGGAGCUGGGACAUCGGGGUGUGCGAGCUCGUGUCGGCAAACGGCACGGCGUGGUCGCCAAUCGUGCAGAGCAUCUCCCCCAAAUUCCACUGCCCAGUUCGCAGCGUAAGUCAUUACCCUCCCAUUUCUAAUUUAUAG
Messenger RNA from Frankliniella occidentalis (western flower thrips), 1014 nucleotides. RefSeq lists its product as uncharacterized. The coding region runs from base 352 to 1014 and encodes 220 amino acids. NCBI's taxonomy places the organism in Eukaryota, Metazoa, Arthropoda, Insecta, Thysanoptera, Thripidae. The record is from RefSeq and is a predicted model, not a curated record. The transcript is spliced from 4 exons.